UUGUCAAAUAGUUGAUCGCUGUUUCGUCGGCUCGGCAUCAAUCAAUCAGUGAAAUAAACAGAAAAUUUUCUCGCGGUCUUCGCGAAAACUUGUGCAAAAGCUCAAAAAAUCAGAUAAAUCGCCGAGAAAACCUUUGCAUAGGCAGUUGGAACUAUUUAAUGUAUCUGACAUCGACCCAGCACAAGAAAAUGUAUUCCGGCGGAGGAGGAAACCGAAACACAAGCUACCAGCAGCAGCAGUAUAAUAGUAACCAGCGCAACAACCAAACCCCCGCGGUCGGUUCCGACUAUGGCUAUGGUGGCGGAAUGAACCAUAACUUCACCCAGGGUAGCGAUUCCAGCUCGUUUGGCAUGAGCUCGAUGCUGUCCGGGGCCGAUUCCGGGGCCUCGGGAAAUGUACCGUUCUACAUGCUGCAAAGCUCCAGCUAUAGUAGUUCCGGCGGUGGUGGCAAUUCAAACUAUAAUUACAAUUAUAACACUAACUCUAACUACAACUCGAACUCCAGCUAUUCUGGCGGUGGAAAUUACUCCCAGUCGCAGUAUUCGGCCGCCUACCAGACCCAGGGCUAUCAGAACAGCUCGGAUGACAGCGGCAACAACCGCCGGAAGCAGGGAGGUUGGGUCAAGAAGGACUCCCUGAAGCGGGCCACCCCGUACAGCGGUGCCAAGGGAACGAACAUGCUGCAAAAGAUGGGCUGGAACCCGGGCCAGAGUCUGGGCAGGCGCCAAAACGGUCAGCUCGAGCCGCACAUGCCCGACAUCAAGACGAACCGGCGCGGCUUCGACGUUUCCUCCCAGAAGGUAUUCGUUCCAACCGGGCAAGGCGUCAAAAAGAAGGCCCAGAUUGGACCGCAGCCGGUCAAGUCCAUCAACCUUGUCACCGAGGGUAAAAAUCCAAUCAGCAUCCUAGAGGAGUACAGUACCAAGCGCAAGUUGCAGCCUCCGCGCUACGAAACCGUCGUUGAUGAGGGACCGGUCCACGACAAGACGUUCGUGUUCAAGGUGAUCGUCGACGGGGUGGACUAUCCGGCGGACAAGGGAGGCAAGAAGAAAAAGGAAGCCAAGGCUGAAGCCGCCCGCCAGUGCUUGGUCAAGCUGGGUGUGCUGGCGAAGCCGACGGAGGUCUAGAGCCCGUCACAGAAGCUGGCUGGAUCUGAGUGCAGUGAAAUAAAUUUAAAUUGACACACCCUUAAUAUAAACGGUAUUUAAAAUGAGUGCACAUUUGAUUUAAGUGUAUGAAUGAAUAAUAAAAAUAUGCGUUUUAAAAAUAGAAA
Messenger RNA from Culex quinquefasciatus (southern house mosquito), 1273 nucleotides. Its product is annotated as interleukin enhancer-binding factor 3. The transcript is spliced from 2 exons. NCBI's taxonomy places the organism in Eukaryota, Metazoa, Arthropoda, Insecta, Diptera, Culicidae. The record is from RefSeq and is a predicted model, not a curated record. Gene Ontology annotation, molecular function: RNA binding. Gene Ontology annotation, biological process: regulation of cell cycle; regulation of mRNA splicing, via spliceosome. Bases 159 to 1127 code for a protein of 322 amino acids.